AUGUUUUUACUAGAUGAGAUUAGUGUACGUUUCUUAGUUAAUAUAGAUUUAUAUGAUCUACAAAAAGUUGAAAGAUUAUUUUUUAUUCUAGAAGAAGCACACUGGUUUUACAUUGAUAACUAUAACGAGCCUUCUACAUCUUUUUUUGACUUUUGUUUACAAAUAUUAAAUCAUAACAAAAUUAAUAUUGAUAUCAAUCUGGGUCUACAGAUCUUUAAAAGUUACAAACAGUCUAUUAAAGUAUAUGGAUGUAUUAUUUUUAGCCCUAAAUUAGAUUCAAUUCUUGUCGUGCAAGAAAAUGGAAAAAACGGAUCAUUUGGUUUUCCAAAAGGGAAGAAAAGUAAAGAUGAAGAUGGGAUAGAGUGCGCAAUUCGGGAAGUAAAAGAAGAAAUUGGAUAUGAUGUUAGUAACAAAAUUGUAAAAGGAUUGUCUGUAAAGUUAUUUGAAAAAAUGAAUUUUUAUUUUGUGUUUAAUGUUAAAAAAAGUAAUAAGUUUGUCUGUAAUUUAAAAAAUGAAAUCGCUAAUAUUAUAUGGUUACCGAUAAGUAAGCUCGAACAUAAUACAUUGGGAAAACGAUUUUCGAUUAUAACGAAAAGCUUUGUAGUUUGGAAAAAAAUUUAUAUAGCUAUUGUAGAUAAUAAAUUUAAAUUUGAUAAAUGUAAAUUUAAUCAAAUAAUAGAAGAAAAAUUAAAACUUAAUGUUAUUUAA
Vairimorpha ceranae is the source of this 708-nucleotide messenger RNA. Its product is annotated as mrna decapping enzyme 2. Gene Ontology annotation, cellular component: cytoplasm; P-body. Gene Ontology annotation, biological process: deadenylation-dependent decapping of nuclear-transcribed mRNA. NCBI's taxonomy places the organism in Eukaryota, Fungi, Microsporidia, Nosematidae. Bases 1 to 708 code for a protein of 235 amino acids. The transcript has a single exon. Gene Ontology annotation, molecular function: hydrolase activity; RNA binding; manganese ion binding. The record is from RefSeq and is a predicted model, not a curated record.